Molecule: messenger RNA, 5401 nt
Organism: Penaeus vannamei (Pacific white shrimp)
Lineage: Eukaryota; Metazoa; Arthropoda; Malacostraca; Decapoda; Penaeidae
Gene: Ipo9
Product: Importin 9
Biological process (GO): protein import into nucleus
Cellular component (GO): cytosol; nuclear envelope
Molecular function (GO): small GTPase binding
Source: RefSeq, a predicted model, not a curated record
CCCUCGAAAGCCCCUUGUCCGAGGGCGGGAGAGCGAAGGCUCCCUGGCGUGGCCGUAGUCCUCGUGGCCGGGACGCGCGCAUGGCCCCUCGGGAACAUGGCCGGCGCCGAGGUGAGCAAUGGCCUGAGAGAGGCUUUGAUAGAGAACCUCAACAACAUCUUAUCGCCCCAAGCUGAUGUCCGCCGUGCAGCCGAGGAGCAGAUCCAUGUCCUGGAGGUGACAGAAGAAUUUGGUGUCCACUUAGUAGAGCUGACUCUAGAUCGGAAUGGCCCCCUUCCCAUCCGGCAGUUGGCCUCUGUGCUGCUUAAACAGUAUGUCGAAGCUCAUUGGUGUACGGACUCGGAGAAGUUUAGAGUACCAGAGUGUCCAGAAUAUGCAAAAGCCAAAAUCAAAGAAUUAUUACCACAUGGCCUACAUGAACCCAUCAGUAAAGUCAGAUCCUCGGUAGCAUAUGCAAUAUCUGCCAUUGCCCACUGGGACUGGCCAGAAAAUUGGUGUGGGCUGUUUGACCUGUUGAUGGCAGCCCUCAAGACAGGUGAGGAGGCACCUGUACAUGGUGCAAUGAGAGUCUUGACCGAGUUUUCUCGGGAUCUCACUGAUCAGCACAUACCCCAAGUUGCUCCAGUCAUCCUUCCUGAGAUGUAUCGCAUUUUCUGUGAAGAGGAGAAAUAUGGCAUUAGAACAAGGGGUAGAGCAGUGGAGAUCUUCAGCACCUUAGCCAACCUAAUUUGUAUGAUGGGCGAGUAUAAUAGAAGCUUAGCCAAGACCCUUCUCUACCCGACUCUUCCAGCCUUCACUCAAGCUCUUGUCAAGGGUUUGCAGACCAUGGAUGGGUUCACUUCCGAUUCCGGCCUCAAAAAGGAAAUUCUUAGUGCUCUUACAGUGUUGAUGAAGAACGUACCCAAACAAAUGGGCCAGUAUCUUGGGGAGGUGCUAGGACCUGUGUGGCAAACCUUAACUUCUAGCGCCGAUACGUAUGUCAACACCACUGUCAAUGCACGAGAAGAUGCUGAUGACCCUGUUGAUUCAGAUGGUGAAGUUCUGGGUUUUGAAAAUUUAGUGUUUACCAUAUUUGAGUUUGUCCAUGCCCUUGUGGAGACGACCAAACACAAACAGAUGGUUAAGCAAGGAAUAGCUGAUUUGAUAUACUACAUCCUUUUAUAUAUGCAAAUAACUGAGGAUCAGAUUGAAAAUUGGAGCAAUAAUCCAGAUGCCUUUGUUGAAGAUGAAGAUGAAGAUAGUUUUGCUUAUUCUGUCAGGAUAUCUGCCCAGGAUCUCCUUCUGGCUUUGUGUCAGGAACUCGCCGAAGACUGUGGCCAGGGCCUUGUUGUGGCUGUGGGCAGGCACCUCGAGCGUGCGACUACCCAGAGGUCAGCUGGGGAUCCUGCGUGGUGGAAAACCCACGAAGCAGUCAUGCUGGCACUUGGGUCUGUGCGUGACCUUAUCCUGGAUCAGGUGGCUAAGGGACAGCUGCAGUUUGACCUCACAAACUUCAUUCAGUCUGUAGUGUUGGCAGACUUGGAUCCUAAUUCAUCUCCCUUCCUGGCUGGCCGAGCCCUGUGGUGUGGAAGUAGAUUUGGCCAAGCCAUAACUCCUGAGAUGUUGGAACAGUUCCUUCAGGCAACAGUGUCUGCUCUCAAAGAUAGUCCUAAUCCCAUCAUUAAGGUUUCUGGUGUCAGAGCUGUGUGGGGAUUUUGUGAGUUUCUAAAAGGCAGUGGCAACCCAGGUGCCCUCCAGCCAUACUUGCCAGCCAUCUUGGAUGGCCUCGUCACGCUUGCCACUCAGGCAUCAUCAGAAGUCCUGUCACUCAUCCUGGAGACUUGCUGCAUUGUCGUUUCUGUGGACUCCAACUUCACAGCAGCCAAUGUUGGCCGGAUCUCCACACUUUGCCUCGCUGUAUUUAUUAAGGCCAAUAAUGACCCUGUCCUGGUAGCCCUUGUACAAGAUGUUGUCCGGGAGCUCUGCCAAAACCCGGGCUGCACCACCACACUCCAGACGAAAUUCAUCCCAACUCUAGCUUCCAUUCUUAAUGCAUCGACAGAUAAAGUCCCCCCAGGUAUGCAGGCUGUGGCAUUAGACAUGUUAGAAGUCAUGGUCCGCUCCUCAUCACCUCCACUUGGUGAACCCCUUAUUAACGUAGCCUUUCCUGCGGUCGUCCAGAGAACUCUAAACACCGAUGAUAAUUCAACUCUUCAGAAUGGAGGAGAAUGUUUACGAGCUUAUAUUUCUGUAGCUCCAGAUCAGGUGUUAGCAUAUCAUGAUGCUGAGGGCAGAUCAGGGUUGCAAUAUGUAGUACAAGUAGCCUCACAGCUCUUAUCACCAGCCACUAGUGAACACACAGCCACUUUUGUGGGCCGCCUCAUUACCGUCCUUAUCCGAAGAGCAGGUGACCACUUAGGGGAUAACCUGGACCUUCUUCUCAGAGCUGUCCUUAGUAAACUUCAGGGUGCAGAGAGUUUAACAGUUGUGCAAAACCUGGUGCUGGUGUAUGCUCAGCUAGUCCACUCACAGUUGGAUGGGGUGUUGAAUUUCCUGGCUGGGGUUCCUGGCCCCUCAGGACAGUCGGCUCUUCAUUUCGUUCUCACUCAGUGGUGCUCCAAACAGCAUCUCUUCUUCGGUGCAUAUGAAGGAAAGGUUAGUGCAGUUGCCCUGGCUAAACUACUGGAGCAUGGUGUGACAUCAAAUGAUACCAGAUUGCAAGACAUCAUUGUUCAAGGAGAUCAGGUCUUCUCCCCAGAGGGCAGAGUGCGCACACGAUCACAACGUGUUGUACGGCCUGAACAGUGGACUCAAGUGCCUGUGUUAAUAAAGAUUUUCAAGCUUUUAAUUAACGAACUUGCCAAUGCCAUAGAUUCAAACCUGACGAAGGACGAUGACGAAGUAAGUCAGGAAUCAGAAGAUGAGUGCUGGGAGGAUGACGAGGAGGAUGGCCAGACCAAUGGAGAUUCUGCACUUGCCACAAUGUUUCCGCCAGCCAGUGGUUAUCCUAGCUAUGAUGCAGACACUGUGGAUGAUGAGGAUGACCCUGAUGCUGUGAGUGAUCCAUUGUACAGUCUGGACUUGCAGCAGUAUCUCACAACCUUCAUCAGCACGUUUGCACAACACCCAGCCUUUCCUGUCUUCAUCCCACAUCUUAAUCCACACGAGAGAGAGGUGUUGCAGGGCAUUGGUGUUGUGUGCUGAGCAGUCUGCUUAGCACCUGAAGUGCUCAAAUUUGCAGUUUUGACUUCUAUUUUUUUUUCUGCUUGCCUUGCAAAUGAUAAUGAAAAAAUAAAUGCAAGGACCCUGAACUAUGAGAGGUUGGAUAAUAGUGGAAACUUGGAUGAUAUAGAAGACACAAGCAAAUUUUGUUACCCGGUGAAUGAUUGCUUUAGUCAGUUGAUAAGUUUUGAAAAAAAGGAAGAUUGAAACCAGUUAUUCUUGAUAUGGUAUGCUCUCAUGAAUACUAAAAAUUAUAAAGUGAAUUGUUUCCCAUGUUGAAGGUAUUAUCUAAGAAUUUGUGUGAUAAAUACAUUAUAUCAGUAAAAGAAUCUCAUUCAUAGAAUGGAUUGAUUUCAGGGUUACACAUACUGCAUGCCUGAAUUGAGAGACGUGUAAUAUUUUAUACAUCCUAAAUAUGUUUAUAUAUCAAUCGUGUACGAAACCAUUUACUUCUUUACACGUGGUCCAAGUUACAUUAUUUAUAGACUUGUUAUUGCUCAUUUCAAUGCAUUUGGAUACUAAUGACUUUAAAAAGUAUGAAAUACAAUGUUUAUAAGUUCAAGAUACAAUGAAUGAAAACUGAACUGUGAUCGUAGUUAUGAUAAUGUUGAAGAUGGCAACCUAGAUGUCAAGGAGUUCAGGUCUUGUUCCAAAGGGACAGGACCUGAAGUACAAUACUGGUAUAGGACGUGUAUAGAAUAAUUAGAUUAUUCCAUUGUUCCAUUUUGCAUGAAUAUUCUUACUUCACCAUGCCCUAUUCUAAAUAUGCAUGCAAGAUGAAUUUAGGCCUUUGAUAUAGUCUUUGUCAUCCAGACUCCCACCUUGUCAUGGCUUGAUGAUGGGUUUAGUGAAUUAGGAUAUUGGUGUUGCCUGAUUAAUAAAACAUGGAUUGCUUGCAAUAUUUGAGAAUAAUGGCUCUUACUUUUUUUUUAAGUAUGUUGAAGUGCCUGCUAGCCAUGUUACCCAGUGUCAAACUUUUGCUUUAGUAGAAGUUGCUUGAGUUUCCUUAAUACAAAAGACAUUUUGUUUACCUUAUUUUCUAUGCAGCUUUUAACUCCAGAUUGAGAGAUGCAUUAUAUACUGUGUUCACGAUUUCCACUCAUUAACAGGAUAGUCAAAGGGUCUGGAACUUCGUCAAGGUUAAGUUAUGCUAAGUUGGGUCUGAAGGGACACACUGUUGUAAUCUACAAGAAUGUGGCUUGGGACUUUAAACCAGUGGACCAGAUAUGUCUUAAGAGCAGAGAGACUUGUGAAGACCGUUUAUGUUGUAACCAUGACACUUUUUAACUGUAAUAUGUCUGUGACCUUCCCAUCCCUUUAUGUUUGAUAGUGUUGAAAUUUUCGAGGUGCGACUUCCAUUGAUACAAUGCUUUAAGUAUUUCCAUUUGUAUGUGGCCGACUUUUUUUUUGUUAUUUUCCCAUUAUUAUUUUUUAAAGACUAUAUUUAUAGGGGAAAUGGUUGAACAUCUGUAAUUAUGUGCAUGCUACUUUUUUUACUGUUGAUUGGAAGUUUGAAAUUGAUUAUCAGCUCUACAGAUAUUAUAUGACAUGUAUUUUUAUAUUGCUUGUUAACUUCUAAAAAAACAAAAGAUAAACCUUUUGUGAUUUAAAAUAAAUGUCAGUAACAUGGGAAAGAGGGUGUCUUUCUUGUAUGGCAACUGUUUAAAAUAUAAAUGAAAAUAUAUUGUCUGAAUUUUAUAUUAAACAUUUAAAAGUAUUUUUCACAAAAUCUUACGAAAGGACCUGAUUCUUUUUAGAGAGUUGGAAGAUAGAUUCAAAAUGUGAUACGACUAUAGGCAAGUAGAGAGAUGUAGAGUUCUUUAUAUGUAUCGUAUAUUAUACAUGUGUAAGAAGCUUCCAGUCUCCUUUUUCUAUUGGCUUGUGCAAUGUUGCAGAGCAUUGCAUAGGAUGCAUUUUAUAAACAAGUAAUAGUGUGUACUAGUGGAGACAGAAUGGGGGAUAUCAAACUAAAUAAGAUUACUAAGACAAUUGUUGGGAAUGUUGAAAUAUAGAUGUGAUUAGAAGAGACAGGAAUGAGUUUUCAAAUUCAUUUAGUUUAUAUUUUCGUAUGAUCCUUUUAAUGCAUUCUUUUAAAGAUUAUUUGAUUAUGAUAGUCAAGUUAGAUAUGCUAGGCUACGGUUUGUAUGUUCUGUUCCUGUUGUAUGGAGAUAUUUUCUGGAAAUGUAAUUCACAUUUUGCA